Molecule: messenger RNA, 5338 nt
Organism: Corythoichthys intestinalis (scribbled pipefish)
Lineage: Eukaryota; Metazoa; Chordata; Actinopteri; Syngnathiformes; Syngnathidae
Gene: pals2b
Product: protein associated with LIN7 2, MAGUK p55 family member b
Exons: 15
Coding region: 317-2035 (572 amino acids)
Cellular component (GO): plasma membrane; cell-cell junction
Molecular function (GO): protein binding
Source: RefSeq, a predicted model, not a curated record
GGGACCAGGACAGAGACAACCGAGGGGGGUCUGAGUGUCCACCCGGGACCUUUUGGCGAGAUACCGCGGACUCACAAGCCGGUUAAAGGGUUGCGGAGGUGCUGGAGCCUAUCCCAGCUAACUACGGGCAGUAGGCAAGGUUUCAACUUGCGUGCUGCCACUAAAGUAGCUCUACACCGACUUGGGUUUCAAAGAAUAAAAGAGAGUUGAAGCAACCACACAGAUCGAGGACCAGACGUGUAGUAGUUGCACAACUGCCGGUGUGUGGUGGCCGGUUUGCAUACUUGUGGGGUGGAAGAAGAAGGAGGGCUCGGCGAUGGUCACGGCUAUGGAGGACGCUAACGUCGCGCGGGCAGAGGAGGAGGUGCAAGAGGCGGUGGAUGUGCCUGCGGUGGCAGUCCAGGCCAAUCAGGAAGCAGUAACAUCUGGAGCCGUGCAAGAGGAGUUGGAGAAUCUAGGUGAGCUCCCCACCACCGGGGGCGCCAAAGACAUCGAUCUUCUCUUCCUCCGCGGCAUCAUGGAAAGCCCCAUUGCUCACGAACAGCUGGAUGAAGUCAAGCUGGAGGCGGUGCAGGACAACAAUGUGGAGUUAGUGACGGAAAUUCUCGGAGACAUCAGCGGUCUUAAAGUCCGAGACGACAGCGCGGCCGAACUCUCGAGGAUUUUGCGGGAGCCCCACUUCCAGUCCCUUCUGGAGGCGCACGACAUGGUGGCCUCCAAAUGCUACGAAGUCCCGCCUCCGGCCGAGAUGGCCAAUGACGCGGCGGUAAACAGUGCGCUGAUGCAAGCGGAUGCCGUGCGCAUGAUCGGGAUCCGGAAGAAGGCCGGGGAGCCUCUGGGCGUCACCUUCCGCGUGGAGAAAGACGACCUUGUCAUCGCCAGGAUUCUCCAUGGCGGCAUGAUUGACAGGCAGGGAUUGCUGCACGUGGGUGAUAUUAUCAAGGAAGUGAAUGGAAAGGAUGUGGGCAACAAUCCCACUGAACUUCAGGAAAUGCUCAAGGACUGCAGUGGUGGAAUCACUUUGAAAAUUCUGCCUAGUUACCGGGAUGCCCCCGCACCCCCGCAGGUGUACGUGCGACCCUACUUUGACUACGAUCCGGCCAACGACAACCUGAUACCUUGCCGGGAAGCUGGAAUGGCGUUCAAGCGAGGGGACAUCCUGCAGAUUGUCAACAGGGAAGAUCCAAACUGGUGGCAGGCUUGUCAUAUGGUGGGCGGGGCAACAGGGCUGAUACCGAGUCAGUUCUUGGAGGAGAAGAGGAAAGCGUUUGUUCCUCGCGAUUUUGAUGGAUCAGGGAUCUUGUGCGGCACCAUUGCAGGGAAGAAGAAGAAAAAGAUGAUGUAUUUGACAGCCAAGAACGCAGAAUUUGACCGUCAUGAGCUGCAAAUCUACGAAGAAGUAGCCAAAGUUCCUCCAUUCCAGAGGAAAACGCUGGUUCUGAUCGGCGCUCAGGGCGUAGGCCGACGCAGCUUAAAGAACCGGCUCAUGGUCCUUCAGCCCGCCCGCUUCGGCACCACGAUACCCUACACGUCACGGCGUCCACGUGACGAAGAAUUGGACGGCAACUCUUACCACUUUACAUGCCGGACAGAAAUGGAAGUGGACGUGAAAGCGGGCCGAUUUCUAGAACACGGCGAGUACGACGGCAACCUGUACGGCACUAAAAUCGAGUCCAUCCACGAGGUGGUGGCAGCCGGACGCACAUGCAUUCUUGAUGUUAACCCUCAGGCUUUAAAGGUCCUAAAAACAGCCGAAUUCAUGCCUUACGUUGUAUUCAUCGCCGCGCCUGAUUUCGACACGCUAAAGGGCAUGCACAAAGCCGUCGUGGACGCGGGUCUCACCUCCAAACAACUCACGGAUGUGGACCUGAAAAAGACUGUAGACGAGAGUGCGCGCAUCCAGCGGGCGUACGGCCACUACUUCGACCUGACCAUCACCAACGACAACCUGGACAAAGCUUUCGACACAUUACAGGCCGCCGUGGACAAACUGCGCACGGAGUCGCAGUGGGUGCCCGUUAAUUGGGUCUACUAAGCUAGAAAUUUGGGAAGGGUCUGUCUGCAGCACUAGCAAUGGGGAGGAUCACUUCCACAUGGUUUGGAGCUAACUGUAAUCGUAACCUCAGCCGCGCCACUGUUAACGAGGCAUCUAUGUAUUCAUGUCUGUGACAGCUAGUGGAAGCUUAAACAAAAGCUAGCGGAAGCUUAAACGAAAGCUAGCGGAAGCUUAAACGGAAGCUUGCGGAAGCUGAAACGGAAGCUUGCGGAAUCUUAAAGGAACGCUUGCGGAAGCUUAAACGGACGCUAGCGGAAGCUUUAAACGGACGCUAGCGGAAGCUUUAAACGGACGGUAGUGGACACUUUAAACGGACGCAAGCGGACACUUUAAACGGACGUAAGCGGAAGUUUAUACAGACUCUUGUGGAAGCUUUAAACAGACGCUAGCAGAAGCUUAAACGGACGCUAGCGGAAGUUUAAACAGAAGCUUAAAACGGACGCUCGCGUAAGCUUUAAACGGACGCUAGCGGAAGCUUUAAACGGACGCCAGCGGAAGCUUUAAACGGACGGUAGCGGACACUUUAAACGGACGCAAGCGGACACUUUAAACGGACGCAAGCGGAAGUUUAAACGGAAGCUUUAAACUUCCGCUAGCGUAAGCUUUAAACGGACGCUAGCGGAAGCUUUAAAAGGACGCUAGCGGAACCUUAAACGGAAGCUAGCGGACGCUUUAAAUGGACGCUAGCAGAAGCCUAACAGGACGGUACCGGACACAUUAAACGGACGAUAGCGGAAGCUUAUACAGACUCUUGUGGAAGCUUUAAACAGACGCUAGCAGAAGCUUAAACGGACGCUAGCGGAAGUUUAAACAGAAGAUUAAAACGGACGCUCGCGUAAGCUUUAAACAGACGCUAGCGGAAGCUUAAACGGACGCUAGCGGACGCUUUAAACGGACGCUAGCUGAAGCUUAACAGGACGGUAGCGGACACUUUAAAUGGACAUUAGCGGAAGCUUUAAACAGACGCUAGCAGAAGCUUAAACGGACGCUAGCGGAAGUUUAAACAGAAGCUUAAAACGGACGCUCGCGUAAGCUUUAAACGGACGCUUGCGGAAGCUUUAAGCGGACGCUAGCGGAAGCUGUAAACGGACGCCAGCAGAAGCUUUAAACGGACGGUAGCGGACACUUUAAACGGACGCAAGCGGACACUUUAAACGGACGCAAGCGGAAGUUUAAACGGAAGCUUUAAACAGACGCUAGCGUAAGCUUUAAACGGACGCUAGCGGAAGCUUAAACGGACGCUAGCGGACGCUUUAAAUGGACGCUAGCAGAAGCCUAACAGGACGGUACCGGAUACAUUAAAUGGACGAUAGCGGAAGCUUAUACAGACUCUUGUGGAAGCUUUAAACAGACGCUAGCAGAAGCUUAAACGGACGCUAGCGGAAGUUUAAACAGAAGAUUAAAACGGACGCUCGCGUAAGCUUUAAACGGACGCUAGCGGAAGCUUAAACGGACGCUAGCGGACGCUUUAAACGGACGCUAGCUGAAGCUUAACAGGACGGUAGCGGACACUUUAAAUGGACAUUAGCGGAAGCUUUAAACAGACGCUAGCAGAAGCUUAAACGGACGCUAGCAGAAGUUUAAACAGAAGCUUAAAACGGACGCUCGCGUAAGCUUUAAACGGACGCUAGCGGAAGCUUUAAGCGGACGCUAGCGGAAGCUUUAAACGGACGGUAGCGGACACUUUAAACGGACGCAAGCGGACACUUUAAACGAACGCAAGCGGAAGUUUAAACGGAAGCUUUAAACGGACGCUAGCGGAAGCUUUAAAAGGACGCUAGCGGAACCUUAAACGGACGCUAGCGGACGCUUUAAAUGGACGCUAGCAGAAGCCUAACAGGACGGUACCCGACACAUUAAACGGACGAUAGCGGAAGCUUAUACAGACUCUUGUGGAAGCUUUAAACAGACGCUAGCAGAAGCUUAAACGGACGCUAGCGGAAGUUUAAACAGAAGCUUAAAACGGACGCUAGCGGACUCUUUAAACGGACGCUAGCUGAAGCUUAACAGGACGGUAGCGGACACUUUAAAUGGACAUUAGCGGAAGCUUUAAACGGACGCUGGCGGAAGCUUUAGACCAGGGGUGUCAAACCGAUUCCAUAAAGGGCCGCAGUGGGUCCUGGUCUUUGUUCCAACAGAUCCAGCACAGAAAGUUCAACCAAUGAGUUUGAUUGAACUGAUUACACUUGUAAGACACUAGAUUGGUGAAAAGGGAUUGUUCUCGUUUGGUUGGAAUGAAAUCCAGUACCCACUGCGGCCCUUCGAGGACCGGUUUGACACCUGUGCUUUAAACGGACGCUGGCGGAAGCUUUAAACGGAAGCUAGCGGAAGCUUCAAACGGACGCUAGCGGAAGCUAUAAAAGGAUGAUAGCGAAAGCUUAAACGGAAACUUGCGGAAGCUUAAACGGAAGCUUGCGGAAGCUUAAACGGACGCUAGCAAAGGCUUUAAACGAACGCUAGCGGAAGCUUUGAACGGACGCUUGCGGAUGCUUUAAACUGACGCCAGCUGAAGCUUAAACGAAAGCUAAGUGGAAGAACAAAGAACAAGAACAAGUGAUUCCCCCAUUACUAGUGACGCCCCUGUCUUGCAGGCUGCAGACAGAUCCAUUUUAGGAAUUUGGACACUCGCCACGCCACUUUUUUCUACUUAAAGGGAAUGAGUGCUUAUUUAUUUUCUAACUUUUUAUCAAAGAUCUUUCUAUAAAGGCAGUGAAAAGGGGAGUUCUUCAGGGUUGUUUUCUGUGUUAAACGUCUGUUUUACGUGUUUCAAACUGUUAUUUCAUUCACUGCCAUUGACGGCGAGGGACGUCCAAACCAUUUGAACUGGGAGGACUGCCACAUUCCCAGUUCUCAUGGUUUGGACGUCUGUCACGGUUAGUGACAGGUUCAAUUUUUGUAAAAAGUUGUGAUCGAACACUGUUAAUUUUUUAGUAGUUUCUUUGAACGUGCGUCUUGAUUUUAGUGUACUUUUCGCCACCUCUGUCCUGCCUGCCUAAUAUGCAACCGUCACUGUCCUCAUCUUCAAGCCAACGUCUUUAUUUCUGAUGUGAAAGUCGCACAAAUGCCACACGUCAACCUCUUUUAGACUGCAGAAAAGUAACUUAUUUCAGUUAUGUCUUUAUUUAUUAAAGCUAGUUCUAUUUUUGAUGUAUUUCCUUUUAUAAUCCCAGUGCCACAUUGUAGAAAUCCUGCUACCAGUUUAAGGUAUUAUCAAUCACCCCGUUCAAAAGAUUUGUUUCUACAUUUUUAUCUGCAAAUUUAAAUAAAGGUGAUUGCAUUUCG